Symbiodinium necroappetens is the source of this 786-nucleotide messenger RNA. Lineage: Eukaryota; Dinophyceae; Suessiales; Symbiodiniaceae. The record is from the annotation of a GenBank genome assembly.
AUGGUGCAGAGCUCCACAGACGUGUGGCGCAGGCAAGGUGUAAGCUUGGAUGACCUGCUCCAGUUCAAAAGAUUGGUGCAUCAUUGCGUCCAAGACGGGUGUCUCAGACCAACAGAACUUGACAAGUUUUCGGCAUCCGACAUGCAGACAGGGCCAACGGCAUACACAGUGAAUGAGCAGCUCAUCAAGCCGGUCACCUCAGCUGCCGGAAAUGUCAGUUGGGCCCUGCUGAAGCAUCCCACAGGCUUGAUUGGCGACCUCUUCAUCACCCACGCAUGGGCUGAGGGGCUCUUCGAUUUUGUGGACAAAGUUUCUCACUCAUGGCCGCCGGGAGCCGUGGGUGCCUACAUCUGUUUCCUGUCCAACCCCCAGAACUUGGACAUCGGAGACUUGCUACAGGUCCCUAGCCAGUCGCCCUUCGCCAAUGCUCUGCGCCAGUCGUCGUCUUUGCUUGUGAUCCCAAAUCAUUCUUACAGUGUUUAUACCCGAAUUUGGUGUGUCUAUGAAGCCUUCCUGGGCUAUUCCUGGGACAAGCCUAUUCGAGUUGCGAGGCGGCCUCCAGAGAGCUAUGGCUUCAAGGUGCUCCGUGUCCCCUGCACGGGUCUCGCUGUCUGGGGCGGAACGAUCCUGAUUUUGAUGUCCCAAACCAGCUUUUACGGCUUCAGCAGAGAUUCUCAGGCAUUGCUGUCCACGUUGGAGUUAGCAUUCUUGGGAGGGGCAGGAGCAUGUGGCAGCUUUGUUCUCCUUUUGUACCUCCUGAGAAAUUGGCGACUUGCUGAGGAUUAA